Molecule: messenger RNA, 2498 nt
Organism: Cladophialophora immunda
Lineage: Eukaryota; Fungi; Ascomycota; Eurotiomycetes; Chaetothyriales; Herpotrichiellaceae
Exons: 1
Coding region: 1-2232 (743 amino acids)
Biological process (GO): cytoplasmic translational initiation
Cellular component (GO): guanyl-nucleotide exchange factor complex; eukaryotic translation initiation factor 2B complex
Molecular function (GO): translation initiation factor activity; guanyl-nucleotide exchange factor activity
Source: RefSeq, a predicted model, not a curated record
AUGACACAGUCUCUCACCUACAUGCAGACUCGCUUGACUUCUGAGGCAGUAGAUCAUAUCAGUCUUCUGCGCGACGUUGACGGCAUCGAUUCUCUUGCCAACGAGCUUCGCCAGACCCAGGAGACCGAUAGCACUGCCGCAAGCCCGACCCGACAGUCACUGAAUCCGCGCAUCCAAUUUUUACGCCUCUCAGCAAUCGUCCGAGGACGGGUGGGUGUGCCUGGAUCUACUCCUCCAUACCAGCCUGUACCGCCAUCACUGUAUCGCGCGCUGUGUCUCGAUCAGGACGAAGGCGUGGGUCAAGGCGAAGUGACCAGUCCCUCACCCCUGCGCAAUUUCGCUGUGUCAAAUUGUGCCGUUCGGUAUGAGUCACAGCGAGACGCGCAUAUAACAACGCAGCCGGCAUUCGAAGGCUUCCCAAGAAAUCUAUUCUUCAGGACCAUCAAAAUGCCUCAGACGGGGUUUCAAGCCCUGAUACUGUGCGGUCCGGGCAUCGGACUCAGCACCUUCACCAGUGUCCCAGCAGAGUAUCCCAAGGCCUUGGUCGAAGUCGCCAACCGACCUAUGGUCUGGUAUGUCUUGGAUUGGUGCUAUCGUAUGGGCGUGACAGAUAUCACCCUCAUCACUCCGCCGACAUCGAAGGACACGAUUGCUGCCGCUCUUGCGCAAAACCCUUACCUCACGUCUCUUCCCUCGCCCUCAGCCGAUCUCCUAGCCCCAGGAUCCCUAGAGUACACCACGCCAACCGCCGAGUUACUCAGACUGCCAGAAGUGCAGCAGGUGAUCAAAUCAGAUUUCUUGGUGCUCCCCUGCGACCUGAUUUGCGAUAUUUCGGGGGACCAUUUCUUGGAGACGUACUUUACUAGGUUAGGUGGCCCUGGUGGGAUUGGUGCUGGUUCAGGCUCAGACUUUGACAAGUCACGAAACGAGCUACUAUCGCUUGGAGGUGAGCGACGUGGUCGGCGCGGUGGCCUUUCGAUAUGGUACAAUACGGUCGAUCGGGAGGAGAGCGUGAAAGGCGAAGAAUGCGACUUCAUGUGUACCUCCAAACUCGACCCUGAGCAUAAUCUGCCCCUCUCCAAGACUGCUACUGUACAAUCCCAGGGCGUCCUUCGCAAACUGGUCUGGACGAUGCCCAUGUCGGAGCUAUGGGACCAGUGUGAGGAGGACAAGUCAUGGAAGAUUCGACAGUCACUCUUGCGCAAAUACGGGGCGAUCAAGUGCAUGACCAAGUACCGCGACUCGCACAUCUACUUCUUUCCGUAUUGGGUCAAGGAAUUCGCCAAGUUCAACGAAGACUUUGAAUCUGUCAGUGAAGAUCUCGUGGGAACAUGGGCAAAGGCUGAGUGGCGCAAACCGAGCUAUCGAGCGCGAUUCGGCGCGAGGAAGAUUUUCACACACCGCCUCACCUCCCAGGAGAGCGAACUCCCUUCGCAUGAACGGCCAAUCGAGGAAGAAAUCGACUUGCUAUCGUUGAGUAGUACUCACGUCACGAACCACCGGGUGCCCCAAUCUAUAGAAGCACCACGCACAGCCCGACUCGCAUCGAGAGUGCAAAGGGACUCCGAAGACAGAAUCCUUUCGGCAGACAGUGAAUCACAAGCUUCCGAAGAUUCAGGACCUGUGCCGCUGGUUCCUCCCAUUCUCUCAUACAUCCUUCCCUCAACUUCAGACGCGCCCUUGGUGCGCCGUGUGGACACCACACCGCUCUUACUCUCGGUUUCGCUCUCCCUUGCCAAACUGCCAUCGAUCGAAGAAUGUCUCGGCACCAAAUCAGCAGUGCCACCGUACUCUCACUCAGCCAAAAUCCACGCUACCGCCACGAUUGCACCCCGAGUGACGAUCUCUCGUUCUGACACGCUCAUCGACAGCAAUAGUACCAUUGCCACGCAAUGCGUGAUCAAGAACAGCGUCAUCGGCGCAUCGGUCGCAAUUGGUACAGGGAGCCGGAUCUCAGGCUGUGUUAUUAUGGAUGGUGCCACGAUUGGGGAUAAAUGUGUCUUGACAGGCACGGUCGUAGGCAAGAAGGCCAAGAUCGGCAACAAGUGCUCAUUGACGAAUUGCGAGGUGCAGGACGGGAAUGUGGUUGGUAAUACUACGGAAGGAAAGGGCGAGAAAUACCUAGUCGGCGGUUUGGAGGAUGAGAUGGAAGGCGAGGAGGGGAUGGGAUUUGACGAUGAUAUGGAAGACGAAGAUGAUGGAGGGGAAGGCUUGAGCCUAGGAGAGCCAUGACUGUAAUGCCUCCGCAGGGUACACUGCAAUCCCGUGUGUAAACCAAUUCCUCGCAUGGCGCGUGGCUAAACCAGUGACCCCAGAAUUUGCGGUGUAGAAUCCGCAAAAGCACGCCAACCAAGGGCUAGCUGGGAGUCCGAGCACGAUCAAUGAAAGCUCCGAGAGCCCAUACUUAUUCUUUGGUUAAUAUCCGAUGGAGAGGCCAAUCGGGCCAGAAGUAGACCUAUAAGCGAGGAUGAUGGUAACCUUAGUAGCCCAAAUACUGG